AUGCAGUCAGCUCCGAAUACCGUGACUAGCAUUUUUCACCUUACUCUUUUUAAGUGUGUGUCUGGAGACCUCUCCUGUCCACGCCGCAGUGUUUUUUUGCUUGUUGGGAAGAGAAGGCGGGGUGGAUUUGUUAAGCCUUUCGUAUUGGUGUUCGGUGGUGCCAAGACUUCAUGCUUCUGUCCUGUUACCAGAGUUGUGGCCUCUACCGGUUACCAGCAAGAAUCCCAAAAUAAAUCCAUCAGAAUGACGCCUUCUCAGGUUACCUUUGAAAUAAGAGGAUCUCUCUUACCAGGAGAAGUUUUUGCAAUAUGUGGAAGCUGUGAUGCUUUGGGAAGCUGGAAUCCUCAAAAUGCUGUGGCUCUUCUAGACAGUGAGACAGGUGACAGCAUGUUAUGGAAAGCAACCAUUGCACUCACUAGAGGAGUAUCGGUUCAGUAUCGCUACUACAAAGGGUACUUUUUAGAACCAAAGACUAUCGGUGGUCCAUGCCAAGUCAUAGUUCACAAGUGGGAGACUCAUCUACAACCACGAUCAAUAACCCCUUUAGAAAGUGAAAUUAUUAUUGACGAUGGACAAUUUGGAAUCCACAAUGGUGUUGAAACUCUGGAUUGUGGAUGGCUGACAUGCCAGACCGAAAUAAGAUUACGUUUGCAUUAUUCUGAAAAACCUCCAGUCUCAAUAACCAAGAAAAAAUUUAAAAAAUCUAGAUUUAGGGUAAAGCUUACACUAGAGGGUCCCGAGGAAGAUGAUGAUGAUGCGGUAUCUCCCACUGUUCUUCAUAAAAUGUCUAAUACCCUAGAGAUAGCCUUGAUAAGUGACAAUGAGUUCAAGUGCAGGCACUCACAGCCAGAGUGUGGGUAUGGCCUGCAGCCUGACCGUUGGACUGAGUACAGCAUACAGACGAUGGAACCAGAUAACCUCGAACUGAUCUUUGAUUUUUUUGAGGAAGAUCUCAGUGAACACGUAGUUCAAGGUGAUGCCCUUCCAGGACACGUGGGCACAGCGUGCCUCUUAUCAUCCACCAUUGCAGAGAGUGGGCGGAGUGCCGGGGUCCUUACCCUUCCUAUCAUGAGCAGGAAUUCCAGGAAAACCAUAGGCAAAGUGCGAGUUGACUUUAUCAUCAUUAAGCCAUUAAUGGGCUACAAUUGUGAUAUGAAAUCUUCAUUUUCCAAGUAUUGGAAGCCAAGAAUACCACUGGAUGUUGGACAUCGAGGUGCAGGGAACUCGACCACAACCGCCCGGCUGGCUAAGGUUCAAGAAAAUACUAUUGCUUCUUUAAGAAACGCUGCUACUCAUGGUGCAGCUUUUGUAGAAUUUGAUGUCCAUCUUUCAAAGGACUUUGUGCCUGUGGUAUAUCAUGAUCUUACUUGCUGUUUGACCAUGAAGAAGAAAUUUGAUGCUGAUCCAGUUGAAUUAUUUGAAAUUCCAGUAAAGGAACUAACAUUUGACCAACUCCAGUUGUUAAAGCUUUCUCAUGUGACUGCACUAAAAUCUAAAGAUCGGAAAGAAUCUGUAGUUGAGGGAGAACAUUUCUUUUCUGAAAACCAGCCAUUUCCUUCUCUUAAGAUGGUUUUAGAGUCUUUACCAGAAGAUGUAGGGUUUAAUAUAGAAAUAAAGUGGAUCUGCCAACAAAGGGAUGGAAUAUGGGAUGGUAACUUGUCAACAUAUUUUGACAUGAAUCUAUUUUUGGAUAUAAUUCUAAAAAAUGUUUUAGAAAACUCUGGGAAGAGGAGAAUUGUAUUUUCUUCAUUUGAUGCAGAUAUCUGUACAAUGGUUCGACAAAAGCAGAACAAAUAUCCCGUAUUAUUUUUGACUCAAGGAAAAUCUGAUAUUUACCCUGAACUUAUGGACCUCAGAUGUCGGACAACCCCCAUUGCAAUGAGCUUUGCACAGUUUGAAAAUCUUCUGGGGAUAAAUGCACAUACUGAAGAUCUUCUCAGAAACCCCUCCUAUAUUCAGGAGGCAAAAGCUAAGGGUCUCGUCAUAUUUUGCUGGGGUGAUGACACCAAUGAUCCUGAAAACAGAAGGAAGUUGAAAGAAUUUGGAGUUAAUGGUCUAAUUUAUGAUAGGAUAUAUGAUUGGAUGCCUGAACAGCCAAAUAUAUUCCAAGUGGAGCAGUUGGAACGCCUGAAGCAAGAAUUACCAGAGCUUAAGAGCUGCUUGUGUCCCACUGUGAGCCACUUUGCGCCCUCAUCUCUGUGCGGGGAGCCUGACAACCACGUGGAUGCCAAUGGCAUCGAUAACGUGGAGAACGCUUAGCUUCUCCUGUGCACUGUGCAGACUGUUCAGCGGUGGCUCUUCCGGGUGUUCACCUUCCAUCAUUGAACAUUGUUUAUCUCUGCCUUUUGGGUUUCUCAGUCCAAUGAAGCAAUAAUGAAGUAUUUUAUUCUUUCACUACAGUUCUUGCAAGAAUUUCAAGUAUGCUGUUUAAAUCACUUGGCCAGGUAUAAUUGCCAGUCAGUCUCUACAGCAAGAAAAUGUAUUGGUUGGUAAAUAUUUUUUUAACUAAAUAAGCCUAUGUUAAAUUUAUAUGAAAAACAUAGAUCUUUGAAAUUAACUAUAUAAAUAUCAUAUUUACACGUCUUAGCUUUUUAUUUGAUCAGGUCUCAAAUCUUUAGCCCUUGAGGAAAAUGACUAUGCAUAGUUAUACCUGACCAUGGAAAAUAUAAGUACCUCAAAUGCAUGCAUUUGCACUGGUGAUUGCAACUGCACAAACCUUUGUGCCAUCUGUGUAUAUAGGUUUUUUUUAAAAAGAAAAAAACAUGGAUCGACAUGCACAGAAACCAUUUUCAUUCAGUAUGAGCCUUGAGGCUGCUGCCAUUUUUCCACUUAACCAAACCAGCCUGGGGUGCACCUUGAAACUUGUUUCUUCAAUCUUUCAAGAGUUCUUUUGCAUAAAUAUUAAAAUUUCAAAAUGCUGCAGGGUAAUUUAACAUGAACUAUUGGCAAGAAGUAUGUAUUGCAUUAUUAAUAGAGUAGAUCACAGUGUAUAAAUCCAGUUUGAUGCAUGCUUUAGGUUUUAAGCAUGAGAUUGUACACUUUACUGUUUAGUCCUUGCGUCUGGUGCUAGGUGAGCGUGAGAAGAUGGCAAGGACUAGCAAUAUUUUGUUGCCUAAAAAAAAAAAGAGCCUGUUUGUUGGCAUUUGAAAUAUGCUUAGUUAGUGUCUCUCACUACCUAUUACACAUCGUUGCUUUGUGGGUUUGUUUUAUGUGCAUGUGUGUUGUAUAAUAGUUAAAUCUCAAUGCAAAGAAAAUAAAUGUUCUGAAUUCUUAUAUUGGUAUUCUUUAUUGGUUAAUAUAUAUCAUGCAUGUAAUUUAGGAAUGUAGAAGAUCUUACUAAAUGUGUGUGCAUGGUUUUAGGUUUCUUUAGAAGUGGAUUGCAUCGACAUAACUAACAAGAAUGAAUUUAAAUUGACAUUUUCUUCAUGAUAGAAUUUCAGGAAGAUGUUACUUUUAUAGAAUGGUUUUAUAAUGUUAUUAUGAGCACUUGAAAUUUAGUGUUGACUCUAAAGGAAUAUCUUAUUUGCAUCCACCUUUUACUGUAUAUUCUUCCUGAGGCGAUUUAUUCAUGUAUUGUCAUAUUGAUAGUAGCUGAGAACCUAAGACUUGAAAUUACACAUUGUAACUUUCAUUUUUAAGCAAAGUAAUGCAAUUUCGGUCAGAUCUUAAUUGUGUGACGAUGGGGUCUGAAGUCCUAUGGUGUUUGUAACACUGAUGUUUAGUGGAAAGUAGUUGAAGAAAUGGAGUCUUCUACAAAUUUUCCAUACUUUUCCCACAUCGAAUGAAAUUUUUUAAUGUUUUCAUGCAAAUUGGGCA
Fukomys damarensis (Damara mole-rat) is the source of this 3816-nucleotide messenger RNA. RefSeq names its product glycerophosphocholine phosphodiesterase 1 (gene Gpcpd1). Gene Ontology annotation, biological process: glycerophospholipid catabolic process. The record is from RefSeq and is a predicted model, not a curated record. NCBI's taxonomy places the organism in Eukaryota, Metazoa, Chordata, Mammalia, Rodentia, Bathyergidae. Bases 1 to 2259 code for a protein of 752 amino acids. The transcript is spliced from 20 exons. Gene Ontology annotation, molecular function: glycerophosphocholine phosphodiesterase activity; starch binding.